Messenger RNA from Acanthaster planci (crown-of-thorns starfish), 4108 nucleotides. Its product is annotated as forkhead box protein F1-B-like. Gene Ontology annotation, molecular function: DNA-binding transcription factor activity, RNA polymerase II-specific; RNA polymerase II cis-regulatory region sequence-specific DNA binding. The record is from RefSeq and is a predicted model, not a curated record. Gene Ontology annotation, cellular component: nucleus. Lineage: Eukaryota; Metazoa; Echinodermata; Asteroidea; Valvatida; Acanthasteridae. Gene Ontology annotation, biological process: regulation of transcription by RNA polymerase II; animal organ morphogenesis.
CCAUUAAGAGUUUAAUCGGUUGUUUUACCUGCAUUUUUUCCUACUGAGCUUCGCCGGCCCCACGCGUUUUACCAGCAAGGCCGAGACCCAAGCAGUAUAAAAAAGCUGACCCUCCGCGCAUGCGCGUUCACACUUGUGGCUCGUUCAAGACUUCAUUCCGUAAUUGAGCGUACAGUUGCCGAAGCCUGGCUCUGUAUUUUUCGACGUGGGGGGCGGGAGCGCCGUGGUUCGGUCCGAGUCGUUCAAGGUCUGUGCCGGUGAUGGGCGAUGUGACACACGCACUCUCCAAUGACUUCAGCUGGGGGAUUUCUUCUGUUGGCUUAUCUGCGUGAACUCAAAACGGCGCCUCCAUCAAACCUGGGCGCUAGUCGUAUACUCGGCCGGGUUUGGCAGAACUACUGUAGGCCUAUUCCCAAAGCAGGUAUUUUGACAGGUCUUUCUAGGGUGACCUUUCCGGCAUAUUCUGUGGCGACGCCGUCACCAUUGAGUGUGUUAUUUUUCUGAGGAGGCAGGCCGGCUUGUCUCAGUUGACACUUUACCACAGAAACCCGAUAGUCGGGGCAGUUCCUCGAUAAUUGCGUCCGUUUCUGGUCCAUUGUUUGAAGUGUGCACUUUCCCUCCAGAAUUUAAAGGGGUUACCCUGUGCAAAAGUUGCCCACUCGGAUUUUGCGUGGGUAUCGGACUGUCCCGUUCGUUUGUUGAACAUCAUCGUGGAAUUCCAGCACGUGGUGGUGCGUAAACAUCCCGAAGGGAGCCGUGUUCAAGGGGUGGUGUUUUCACGCAGAGAAUUGACGAAUCCGAUUUCUCCAUGACCCAUCUGAAUAGCAUGGCCGCGGCGAUGUCUUCAUCCCCGCCUAUCCACAGCCAGCACUCCGGUGGGGCGCAGCACCCCCACCACGCUCAGCCGCCCCCGGCCAGCCAGCACGGCCAACCCUCCCCAGCCCCACACCAGGACCAGCCCCUGCCUACCCUCUCUGGUCCGCACGGCCGCAACGACAACCCGCUGGCGGACCAACAAACAUCUCGGAGUGUUCCCGGGGACACCCAGCUCCACAUGGACUCCCAGUCCCCAAACGGCCCCGCCGCUGAAACGGACAAAUCCCCGGCAAAGAAGAACGGAGCGGGCAUCAGGCGGCAUGAGAAGCCGCCGUACUCGUACAUCGCUCUGAUUGUCAUGGCCAUCCAGAGCUCGCCCACCAAGCGACUUACUCUGAGCGAAAUCUACCAGUUUCUCAUGCAGAGAUUUCCGUUCUUUCGCGGACCGUAUCAAGGCUGGAAAAACUCGGUCCGCCACAAUUUGUCUCUCAACGAGUGCUUCAUCAAGCUGCCGAAAGGUCUGGGCAGGCCGGGGAAGGGGCACUACUGGACCAUCGACCCGGCCAGCGAGUUCAUGUUCGAGGAGGGCUCCUUCCGGCGGCGGCCCCGUGGAUUCCGCCGCAAGUGCCAAGCGCUCAGACCCCCCUACGCCAUGAUGAAUAACAUGGGCAUGCCAGGUAUGCUGGGCGGCUCGCAUCUGGAGAUGUUCCCGCAGAAUUCCCCCGGGCCCUACCCCAACCAUGCCAACAUGCAGUGCGGCAUGAACAACAUGAACUCCGCCGGCAUGGUGGACACCAACAUGAACAUGGGCAUGAUGAUGCCGCAGGUCUCCUCCCAGCUCUCGGGCAACCUGACCAGCUCCUGCUCGGUCAACUCCGCCGGCUACAUGGCCAACUGUACGGCAGACUACUCGGCGGUAGUAACGACCACGUCGUCGCCCACCCCUGUCAGCAUGUACAUGAACACGGUGGUGGAUAAUCUGUCGUCUUAUUCCACCUGGGGCCCUGGUCCCAACGGCCGUUACAUCAAACAGCAGAUGUCAGAUUGUGACGGCGGCGGUUCGUCCCCCGCCCAGGGCAUGCAGCAGCAACAGCAGCAGCAACAGCAACAGCAGGUCAGCACAGGGGAUCACAGCCAGUACAUGACACCCCAUCACGGGGUACAAGAGCCCAUCGAAAUGCAACACGCAAGUCUCCAAGGGAUGAGGAACGUGAUUCCAUCGGACAUGAACGAUUCCUGCGACCGGAAGGGAUUCCUGAUGUCCGCGCAGAUUCAACAGACGAUGCAAGGCAACUAUUACGACAAGUGCGCCAUUUAACGCAGCAACGGACGCGGGGCUGGGUGCAGCGACGGCGGCAACGGGGGGAGGAAGCGCUCUCCUCGCCCCAGCCCUGCCCUUCUCAUCUCACCGUAGUCACCCUUUCUCUUGGGAUUGCACCUCGUACAGCCUGCCUCCAGUACGGCAAGGAAGCAAUACUUGCUGGCUCCCGUGAACGUAUCUUGCAACUCGGACAGCACGCAGACUUGAAUAGGCGGAUGAAUACCAGGGACAAGAGACAGUCGGUCUGUAUCAAGGUGAUUGUGCCAAAAUGUAUGGACAUUUUACGUGUUUGACCUUGCCAUAGCAAGGGAGUGCAGUGAUUUCAGUAUGAUGUUGCCGAGAAUGUCAAAAACAAGCAAGAAAAUCUGACAGAUUUUGGUUCGAAAAGUAUCAACAUCAUAUAUUUGUUUAACGAGGACUGGCCGGAAACGUUUUCUUCAAAACAAGACAUUUCUUGAAAAAUCUAGUCCAGGCGCUCCAAUAAUCGUGCAACAAUUCAUUCCGUUUUUCAGUAUAUUGCAAGCGCGGGUACCAGCGGAAACUGGUACAGGUAAAUGAGCGAGCAGGGAUGGGAGCCAACUUUCAGUUGCACGUAAAAGCCUGGUGGUAAAUUCGGAAACACUGUGCUUAUUUGGAUGGCUAAAAAAGAGGAAAACAUCUCAUUAGGUCAUUUUAAGCGUUUGAACCGAGUCUCUUUUCGGAAAAUCCGCUGUAAUGAGUAUAUAGCGCCCUUGUCUUUUUGUAUUUUCAAUGUUUUGGUAUUUAUAAUAAAUCAUACAAUAUCCAAUGUGGCUAUUGUCAUAAGUACAGUUAGUAUGCAAAGGACAACUGGCAUCCUAGAGAUAUGUUGCUGUCAGUCAAUGGAGACUUUGCCCGGAUGUUCUCAGCUGCCAUCUGGCGGAUGAAUCUAUCUGCCCAGGAAAAUCAGUCCCCUGUAUUUUGAAACGUUUUCAAAAAUUCGGCUUGUGUGCGAUCAUUUCUGAAAACUGUUCCCACAGUUUGGAACGGGACAAACAGAUGUACCAGACAACUUGAUGUGGCUUUUUUAUACCCUGAGCAGAAAAUGCAUGGAGCUGCAUCAGUCGCGUGGUUGGGUCUGGGCUAUGACGACUAAAUUCAAUACAAGUGAAAGCCUGGAACCGACCCAGAGGCGAAUUCCAGUCUUAAUGGUAAACCCAAAGGAAUCACGCAUGAAAUAUUGAUAGUCACAUCGAGACAACUGCAAUGAAUAGCAAGUUCCCCGCUUUGUACAAAUCAGCCAAUUCGACUGACAUUUUCAAGGGACGAUUGUAUAUAGUUGCGGAAUAAGUUCACUUUGAACUGACCAAUCAGAUACCGAUCUACAGGAUAAUUAUCUCCAAUAGUAGGCCUACUCAAAACUAUUGUUCAGCACUUUGCGGCCAUCUGCAAUAACACACAUCUGUGGUAUGGCCACUGUCAUUUUUUUUUCAUCCCAAAUUUGUGAUAACAGCCAUGAACAUAAGAUUUUGGUUCUCGUUGUCGAAGUCUCAGCACGUAGUAAUCAGCAGGCUCUAGAUGCCAUCAAUUCGGCAAGUUUUGUUCCCAGCGCGGAACAAAAUUACUAGCUUUCGUAUUGAGGAGGGGUAUAGUUCGAAUGAUUGAUUUUCCCCUGGAAAGCUUAAGAACUAAAUUUUUGCAUACUUUUAAUCAACAUUUUCUGUGCCUCUCUGAAACAACUUGUAAAGAUCAGAUGAGGAAAAAAUCCAACUUCCCUUCUGGUUUUUCUCUGGAAAAUACUGUUUAAUACGACUGUUCGACCAAACAAGUUUAAGUUUUCUUGGUACUUUGUGUGUUUGUUCAUUAUAAUCGUGACGAGAUGUUCUGUAUAUAACGAUCGAGUUGACGCAGCUUAUGAUUAAAAUUGUAUUAAUGACUAUAAUUAUUCGUAUCUUCAAUGGAUUUAAUGUGGUUAUAGUUAUGACGUGAAUAUUGUAGAAUUCAAUUAAAAUG